Molecule: messenger RNA, 3440 nt
Organism: Rhea pennata
Lineage: Eukaryota; Metazoa; Chordata; Aves; Rheiformes; Rheidae
Gene: FOXRED2
Product: FAD dependent oxidoreductase domain containing 2
Exons: 9
Coding region: 198-2255 (685 amino acids)
Cellular component (GO): endoplasmic reticulum lumen
Molecular function (GO): monooxygenase activity; flavin adenine dinucleotide binding
Source: RefSeq, a predicted model, not a curated record
GCGCUGGUCCGGCAGCUGGCGGGGCGCGCGCCUCCCGCGGAGGGCGGGCGGGCGGCCUCCUUGGUGGCGUACGCUCUGCCCGGCGCGGGAGGACCGGAGCGGCCGGAACUCUAUGGCGCAGGUGUGGUUGCUGACGGGACCGGCCUGAUCGAUUCGCAGCGGCCCGGCGCGCCAGAGCUGGCUUUGCCGUUCCCACCAUGGCCCAGGCGGUUUGGGGGACGCUCCUGAGGCUUGCCUUGUGUGCCGGCGCUGUCUGCACCACAAGCAGCACUGCUUUUCUCUACCACGACUACUGCGUCAUCGGGGCUGGCCCGUCAGGCUUGCAGAUAGCCUAUUUCCUCCAGCAAGCCGGCAGGGACUACAUAGUCUUCGAGCGCAGCCACGCUCCCGGCAGCUUCUUCGCCCUCUAUCCUCGCCAUCGCAAGCUCAUCAGCAUCAAUAAGCAAUAUACGGGCAAAUCCAACAGUGAGUUCAACCUUCGCCAUGACUGGAACUCGCUCCUCAGCCAUGACCACCGGCUGCUCUUCCGACACUACUCCCACGACUUCUUCCCCGAUGCUGACACGAUGGUGCGCUACCUGGAGGACUUUGCUUCCCUGCUGAAGCUGCAGGUCCAGUACAACACAGCCAUCGUCCAUGUCACGCUAGACAGAGAUCAGCAGGCCUGGAACGGCCACCACUUCAUCCUGACGGACCAGAGCAGACAGAACUACAAAUGCAGCUCUUUGUUGGUAGCCACUGGCACGUGGGUCCCCAACGUGGUAAACUUUCCUGGCUCAGAAUAUGUUGAGGGUUAUGAGACUGUGUCCAUCAAUCCAGAGGAUUUUGCUGGCCAAACUGUGUUGAUCCUGGGCCGAGGGAAUUCUGCCUUUGAGACAGCAGAGAACAUUCUGGGCGUCACUAAUUUUAUCCACAUGGUGAGCCGAUCCCGUGUUCGCCUCUCUUGGGCCACCCACUACGUUGGAGACUUGAGAGCAAUUAACAAUGGCCUGUUGGAUACAUACCAGUUGAAAUCUCUUGAUGGGCUUCUGGAGGGCGACCUAGAAGAUCUGGCUAUUGUCAAGGACAAGAAAGGGAAGUUGCACAUCACGCUCCGGUUCUACCUGGAAAACAGGAACACCAGUGCAGGCAUCAACUCCAUCACCCUCCCACAGGAUGAACUGGAUAAUUUUGCUACUCGUGCACCUUAUGACCGUGUCAUUCGCUGCCUGGGCUGGAAAUUUGACUUUUCUAUAUAUAACAGAUCCCUUAGACUGAUGCCAGGAAAAGGGAAUAAAAAGAAGUAUCCUCAGAUCAAACCCAGUUAUGAGUCCCGAGGCACUCGAGGACUCUUUGUUCUUGGGACUGCUAGCCACUCUGUUGAUUUCAGAAAAUCUGCUGGGGGCUUCAUCCAUGGAUUCCGGUAUACAACUCGUGCAGUCCACCGCCUAUUGGAAAACCGCCACCAUGGUGUCCCCUGGCCAUCCACAGUUUACCCUGUUAUACAGUUGACCAAUUCCAUCAUCAAGCGAGUGAAUGAGGCCUCAGGCCUCUACCAGAUGUUCAGUGUCCUGGCUGACAUCAUACUGCUGAGAGAGAAUGCGACAACAUUUGAAUAUCUCGAAGAAUACCCAGUUGGAGUCCUGGCUGAACUGGAAACACUGACAGGGAGAAAAGCUCCCAAUGGGCUGUUUGUCAUCAUCAUGGAGUACGGGAGAAAUUUCUCUGGGGCUGAUAAAGAUGUCUUCUACUACAACCGAGCAGUGGGGGAGGCACAGCAUGCCUGGCAGUCCAACUUUCUGCACCCUGUUAUUUACUAUUACAAACGCCUCCCAACAGAGCGGGAGAUGAGACUUCGCCCCCCCGACUGGUCUCUCCCCCGCCCAGACGCCAUCCAUCACAUUGUGGAGGAUUUUCUGACAGACUGGACAGCCCCAAACGCUCACAUCCUGCCACUGAGACGUUUUCUGGAGAACUGCGUCGGCACUGACCUUCGCAAUUUCUUUGCAGAAUCCUGUUUCCUGUUUGCCUUCACCCGUCAGAAGCUGCCUCCCUUCUGUCAACAGGGAUAUGUAAGAAUGCAAGGGCUUGUGGGGAUCAAGAGACUCCAGCGCCAUGCAGUAGAUGCUGGCCUGCUGGAGGAUUACACUGCUGCGGACUUCACAGGUGACAGACUCCUUGGCAGCCCUGAGGGGUCACAGGACCAGUUGCUAAGAGAUCGUGCAAUGCCAGUUAGUCCACUGCAGCAUCUUGUUACUGCCAAGGAUGAACUUUAACCUUUCUCACUCCACACUGAAAUCCAUAGGUGCUGUUGUGACAAUAUUGUAACAGAGAUCCACAGCAGGACUCUUCCCUUUUCCAUGUACCUUUUUCAUGCCCAUCCUUUCCACUGAUCAUGAAUUGCCAAAGACCUGCUCAGAUCUUGCUGUUACAAAGAGGACCAAGGUGCCCUGGAGGGUAAGUCAGGAGCUGAAAUCCAGUGAUGCUGAGGCUUCUGCUUUGUACUUGCAGAAUUCAAAGUUGCCUGAAGACAGUGUUUAUUUUUAUCUCACAGACCAAUAUCUGCAGCGAUGGCCAAGUGUCCAAGAAGAGAGUGCAAGAAUGCCCAGAAAACUUAAAAUGUCAUGUUCCUCUUCUGAGGUGACAUGCUUACAUUCUGUUGUAGGCCAGUGCAGACUCUCUGAUUACGGGAUACUGUAUGCCAUGCAUACUGGAAGAUUUGCUUGUGUGCUGAAUCCAGAAGCGGUACUCUAGGCAAACUUCACAAGCAAGAUUUUUCCAGCAUUUGAAUGAGGGCAGUUCUGCAGCCUGAGUGGAGAGGGAUGGUAUUUUUUAGUUAGAGCGUAGGUAGGAUAAUAUGUCAUUUCCCAGAGGAGAUUGCAAGGUACCUUUCCCUCCAUAGAGGAUGAGUAGCUUGCCUAGAAUGCCUAGGCCAUAGUGAGAGUUGUACUGAGAUUGGCCCUGCUGUCCAAACAUUUCUCUUUUCCCACACCAAACAACCUGAAACAAUAGCCCCUGCAUUUUAUAAGGCAUGAUCAAUAUUUCUCCUAUUUGCACUAUGUCCCAUCAAGAAAGUUUCAAGUGGAUUUUGAUGUUGUUAAGAAGCUCGUUCUCUAUUACUUUUUUCUUCCCCUCCAGUCACCUUGAGAUCUUACAAGUGUUGACUGGUAGGUUGUCUGCACUUUAUUCUCCCUCUUUGUCAGCCGUGUAUACCUGUCUGUCACUCCCUGCUGAUUCUUCCCAAGGCCUUGCAGUUGUAAACCAAGAGCAGUUUUGAGCUCAACCUUACAAUGUCCCUGUGAUUUCUAGGAAUAGAGGAGGGGCCAAAAGGAAUAAGCUCUUACCCCUACACACAUGCUCCAACCCCUGAGUGCACAAAAGAAUAUCCCUUUGCACUUGUUUUUCCCCUAGACUGGGCAGGGGCUGUACCUUAAUGUACCUAAAACUCAUGAUUCUUCAAA